CAAGACACAGAAAAAAAAAUGGCGAAAUCCUCACUCAAAAAAAAUCAUCCCAGUGGAGAGUUUGCCAGUGUUGCCUCAUAUAUUUGCAGAAGGUUUUGAAAUGACUCUCUCCGACUUGGUGCUGUUACCAUGCUUACACCAGUACCUAUCAGUUGCCAUGGAAAUAGGUGACCAAUCGUUUCUUGGUCAAAUGCCUAAAAUCUUGCUGUGGUACAACAAGAUGAUGACUGUUCCAUUCAUAAGUGAAACUUUCUCACGUUUUGGAAUCUGUGCGUUGACGUUCGGUGAUGUAGACAGUGACAGGAUCAAUUCAGAAGCUUUAAUUGCUGUCUGUUCUAAGCAACAAAUUUUAAAAUCACGGAGAACUCUGAAGACAAACAUGCGAAGGGAUGCUCCGUUGUUAAUUAAUAAACUGAAGUCAAGUGGUAUUGAAGUAAAAAUGGACAAACAUCCAAAUGAUAAAAUAAAACUCUCAUGGUCUGAUCUACCGGAGGAUGUACAGCCUAUACAAGGUACUGUAACUGAAGAAAGAUCUCAAAGAAAAUGUCAGCAGAUAGAAAAUAUUGUAUCUGCUGUGACGACGAUAGCCCUGCCUGGUCACACUAUUGUGGAUUUCUGUAGUGGCUCGGGACAUGUUGGUAUCACAUUGGCAUACCUGUUACCAGAGUGUCACAUUGCAUUGGUUGAAAAUAAAGCAGAAUCCUUGCAGCGUGCCGAGAAGAGAGUUAAGAAUCUCAAAUUAACUAAUAUCACGUUAUAUAAUGGCAAUUUAGACUACUACACGGCAAAGUUUGAUAUUGGGGUAUCAUUGCAUGCAUGUGGGGUUGCAACUGAUAUGGUUCUGGAUAAGUGUAUACAGUGCAAUGCAGCAUUUGUGUCAGCACCUUGUUGCUAUGGCAGCGUACACACAACACACGUUAUUACUUAUCCAAGAAGUCAGAAGAUGAGAAAUGAACUUACAGAAGAGGAGUACAUUCUCUUGGGUCACUCUGCGGAUCAGACACCAUGGCAGUUCCAAUCUGAAAUAGCUAAGCAAGGAAAGACCAGUAUGGCUCUGAUUGACUUUGAUAGAGCAGAAGCUGCAAGAGAGAAAGGUUAUAAUGUAAGCGUGUGUACGAUGGAACCACCCACAUGUUCACCAAAGAAUGAUCUACUUAUAGGAAUACCAGUGAAUCUCUCGUGUUGAAUAGGAAAUCAACCGUAAUGAUCUACUCAGAAUCUGAAUAGGAAAUUAACUUGAAUUAUUUACUCUUAGGAAUACCUGUGAAUCUCUCCUGUUGAAUAGGAAAUCAAUCGUAAUGAUCUACUCAAAAUCUGAAUAGGAAAUUAACUUGAAUUAUUUACUCAUAAGAAUGCCUGUGAAUCUCUUCUGUUGAAUAAGAAAUUAAUUUGACUUUCACAUUUUUAAAUUCAACUGUAUCAUUUUAAUG
Messenger RNA from Saccoglossus kowalevskii, 1430 nucleotides. RefSeq names its product glutathione S-transferase C-terminal domain-containing protein-like. The record is from RefSeq and is a predicted model, not a curated record. Gene Ontology annotation, cellular component: cytoplasm. NCBI's taxonomy places the organism in Eukaryota, Metazoa, Hemichordata, Enteropneusta, Harrimaniidae.